This is a messenger RNA of Cetraspora pellucida, 153 nucleotides long. NCBI's taxonomy places the organism in Eukaryota, Fungi, Glomeromycota, Glomeromycetes, Diversisporales, Gigasporaceae. The record is from the annotation of a GenBank genome assembly.
AUGUUACAGAAAGAAUCAGAUUUAUAUUUUCUUGGAAUUAUUGAUACUAAAAAUGUACAAAUUCUCUAUUCUUCACAGCAAGAAAAAGUAACAUAUUUUAAAUCACUUUAUAGAGUUGAAGUUUUUGGUGUAUGUAAGGAAGCAAUGCCAUAG